AGUGAGGCCAGCUUGCGCCGUCUGAUCAGUUUCCCAAAAGAGCCACUGACGCGUUAAAAAAAAUCUCCAUGUGUUGGAAUCUCGCUUUCUAGUAAAAGAGGAACAAAGCGUCGAAGCUGGAUGUAAACACUUUCCUCAAUAAAACGUUUCCCUAUCAGAAGUUUUUGAAGAAGGUUUUUGUUUCUGUUUCAAGAAACUGUUGCCAUGGCUCUAUCCGAGCUAUACACCAAGUACAACAGAGUAUGGAUACCGGAUUCAGAGGAAGUAUGGAAGUCAGCAGAAAUCUUAAAAGACUACAGAGCUGGGGAUAGUGAACUCGAAUUGCAACUUGAAGACGGUACUGAAUUGAAAUAUCCUCUGGACUCACAACUACCUCACCUGCGGAACCCUGACAUCCUAGUGGGAGAGAAUGACCUCACAGCUCUCAGUUACCUCCACGAGCCUGCCGUCCUGCACAACCUCAAAGUUCGCUUUGUGGAAUCAAAAAUCAUCUACACCUAUUGUGGGAUUAUUCUUGUUGCUGUUAACCCAUACAAGCAGCUGCCCAUUUACGGAGAUGCUGUUAUCCAUGCAUAUUCCGGACAGAACAUGGGAGACAUGGACCCCCAUAUAUUCGCUGUGGCAGAGGAAGCGUACAAACAGAUGGCUAGGAACAACAAAAACCAGUCCAUUAUUGUUAGUGGAGAGUCUGGAGCAGGGAAGACUGUUUCUGCAAGAUACACCAUGAGAUAUUUUGCAGUGGUCAGCAAGUCUGGCAGCAAUACACGUGUGGAGGACAAGGUUCUUGCAUCUAACCCAGUAACAGAGGCAUUCGGCAAUGCAAAGACAACCAGAAAUGAUAACAGCAGUCGUUUUGGGAAGUACACAGAGAUCAGCUUUGAUAAGAGGCAUCAAAUCAUUGGAGCAAACAUGAGGACAUACCUUCUGGAGAAAUCCAGAGUAGUUUUUCAGUCAGAGAAUGAGAGGAAUUAUCACAUAUUCUACCAGAUGUGUGCCUCUGCGGACCAGCCAGAAUUUAAGCACCUGAGGCUGAUGAGCGCGGAUGAGUUCAGGUACACCUGCAUGGGGGGCCAGACGGACAUCGACGGUGUGGAUGACAGGGCGGACAUGGCAGAGACACGCAGGACCUUUUCUCUGUUGGGGUUAAAGGAGGACUUUCAGAUGGAUGUCUUCAAGGUUUUGGCUGCGAUUCUGCACUUAGGCAAUGUAGAAAUCAAAGCUGUCGGGAGUGACCAGUCGUCAGUCAGUUCUAAUGACCAGCACCUGGCAGCGGUCAGCGAUCUGCUGGCAGUGAGUGGCGAGAGCUUGUGCCGCUGGCUCUGCCAUCGUAGGAUCGUUCUGAGGGCCGAGACGGUGGUCAAGCCGAUGCCCAGGGAGCACGCCACAAACGCCCGCGAUGCCCUGGCCAAGCAGAUCUACGCCCACCUGUUCGACUGCGUCAUCCACAGCAUCAACUCCGCGCUGCGCGUCCCCGGCAAGCCGCACACCUUCAUCGGAGUGCUGGACAUAUAUGGCUUUGAAACAUUUGAAAUCAACAGUUUUGAGCAGUUUUGCAUCAACUAUGCAAACGAGAAGCUGCAGCAGCAGUUUAACCUGCACGUGUUCAAACUGGAACAAGAGGAAUACAUGAAAGAAGACAUCCCUUGGACGUUGAUUGAUUUCUAUGACAACCAGCCUGUCAUUGACUUGAUUGAAGCCAAGAUGGGUAUACUGGACCUGUUGGAUGAGGAAUGCUUGUUUCCACAGGGCACUGAUCAAAACUGGCUUCAGAAACUUUACAACAACCAUCUGGAUAAGAACACCUUGUUUGAAAAACCCAGGAUGUCAAACGAAGCUUUCGUAAUUAAACAUUUUGCUGAUAAGGUGGAAUAUCAGUGCUGGGGCUUUCUAGAGAAGAACAGAGACACAAUGUAUGAAGAACUAGUCGACAUUAUGAGGGACAGUAAGCUUUUACUGCUGGCAAGCUUUUUCCAAGAGGAAGAGCUCACUACUGCCUUAAACAAGGGCAUCAAAGUUAGGCCUGCCAGACCGAGCCUUAAGCCUACCAACAAACAGCUGAAGACUACUGUGGGCAACAAGUUUCGCAGCUCUCUGUAUUUGCUGAUGGAGACUCUAAAUGCCACGACUCCCCAUUAUGUGCGCUGCAUUAAGCCUAAUGAAGAGAAACAGCCGUUUGAGUACGACUCAAAGAGAGUGGUUCAGCAGCUGCGUGCCUGCGGCGUCCUGGAGACCAUUCAUAUCAGCGCCCAGAGUUACCCCUCAAGGUGGACCUACAUUGAGUUUUACAGCCGGUACAGCAUACUGAUGACACAGCCAGAGCUGGAGAUAAACGACAAAAAACAGACGUGUAAGACGGUGCUACAGAGGCUAAUUCAAGACUGCAACCAGUACAAGUUCGGGAGGACCAAGAUCUUCUUCCGGGCGGGCCAGGUGGCCUACCUGGAGAAGCUGCGGUCAGACCGGCUGAGAGGGGCCUGCAUCACCAUCCAGAAGCAUGUCCGUGGCUGGAGGCAACGCAGGGAGUACCUGCGCAUGCGCCACGCAGCCUUCGUCAUCCAGCAGUAUGUGCGCGGGAGGAAGCGCAUCCGCAAAGCUAUCACGGCUGCUGCCCUGAAGCAGGCCUGGGCAGCCGUAGUGUUCCAGAAGCACUGCCGUGGUUUCUUGGUGCGCCGCGUCUUCCUGUUGCUGCAGGUCGCCACGGUGACCAUUCAGGCCUUCACAAGGGGAUGGUUGGCUCGUAGAGACUACAGAAAGAUGGUGGCAGAGCAGAAGGCUCUGAUCCUGCAGAAGUACGCCCGGGCCUGGCUGGCCAGGCGGCGCUUCCAGACGAUCCGACGGCUGAUUCUGAAUGUGCAACUGUCCUACAGGGUCCAGCAGCUGAGGAAGAAGCUGGAAGAGAAGAGUAAAGAGUAUAAUGGCCUCCUGGAGAGGUUGACAGGCUUGGCCACUUCCCAUGCUAAUGGCAUGGACAAGCUUCAGAGGCUGGAGGCGGAGCUUAGCAGAUCAGCCAAAGAGAAGACAUCUCUGGAAGAAAGAGAGAAGAAGUCCAAGGAGGAUGCUAACCAGGCAAUCAGUCAGCUUCAAGCUCAAAAUCACAGCCUUUUGCAAGAAAAACAGGACCUGGAGAAGAAAUUCUCUGAUUCAGCUAAGGAAAUGAAAGAAAACUUUGAUAAUUUAAAGAAAAAACUCCAAGAGGAUCUAGAAAGAGAAGAAAGACAAAGAAAGAUUGUGGAGAAUAACUUUGAAAUCCAGAAGGAGGACUAUGAAAAACAUAUACAGGCCUUGAAAGAGGAGAACAGACGACUGAGAGAGGAGAAGAUCGCUCUCCAGCAGCAGAUUGAAGAAGCGGGCCAGGUCAAUGAUGACAUACAAGCGCAGAUGAUGCAGCUCACAAAGCACGUCAAGGUUAUACCAGAGUUGCGGAAAGAGAUCCACACUCUGCAGCUCCAGAGAGCUGAGCUGGACAGAAAAAUGAAGGAACAAACACUGGAAGUCCAAGUGAAAAUGACUGAGGUUACAAGACAGCUCCUAGGUGGUGUACAGGAAGAGAUGCACAUUUCCAGUUUAAAUGAAAAUGGUCUUGAGCAGAUUAAUGAAGAUGAGACAUUGUUCUCUGCUUUUGCCGACCUGGGGAAAGCUGCAAGGAUGGUUGAGAGCCACUCUCAGGCAGAGAGAGAGCGCUACGUAAGUGAGAUGGAGAGCCUGAAGUAUAAAGCAGAGCACCUGGAAAGCGAGAACAGCCAGCUGCAGAAGCUCUUCCAGGAGGAAAACAGCACUAACGACAACAUCCGAAUGGAGGUCACCAGGCUGACUUCUGAGAACUUGGUGAUCCCCCAGCUGAAGCAGCAGGUGUCAGAGCUGCAGAUGCAGAAGGGGGAGCUGGAGACCCGUCUGAAUGCACAGGGCACAAAGAUGAAAGAAAAAAUGGAUGAAAUUUCGACUGAGCUCAACAGUACUCUGAAUGAGGAACUGGACAAGCGUAGGUUGUUGGAGCGGCAAAAGGCAGACUAUGAGAGGGAGAAAGAGGAGAUGGAGAGGAGGAUAGAGGACAUGGAAGAGGAGAAUAAGCAACUGAAGAAACAGCACCAGACAGAGAGCGAGGCCAAGAUCCGGAUGAGGCAGGAGGCUUCGCGACUGAUUGCAGAGAACAUGGACUUUGAGGAACAGCUUGACUUGAAGGACCGGAUGAUAAGGAAACUACAAAAGCAGAUCAAAGCCCUAAGGGCAUCAGAGAUUGCCAAUCAAAUCCCAGCAGCUGCUGUCCCAAAAGAGUACCUCGGAAUGCUGGAAUACAAGAGAGACGAUGAAUCCAAGCUUAUUCAAAAUAUUAUUCUAGACUUAAAGCCACGGGGGGUGGUGGUCAGCAUGAUUCCUGGCCUGGUUGCCCAUAUUCUCUUCAUGUGCAUUCGUCACGCCGACUACCUUAGUGAUGAUGGCAAACUCAAGUCGCUCAUGAAUGCUAUAGUUGGUGGUAUUAAACAGGUCGUUACGGACCACCGGGAAGACUUUGAGAUGCUGUCCUUCUGGCUGGCUAAUACGUACCACCUGAUCAACUCUCUGAAGCAAUACAGUGGGGAGGAGGAAUUCUUGAAACACAACACCCCUCGUCAGAACAAAAACUGCCUGCAGCAUUUCGACCUGUCCGAACACAGACAGAUCUUCAGUGACCUCGCCAUCCGCAUCUACCACCAGUUCAUUACUGUCAUUGAGAAAAACCUCAUUCCUAUGAUAGUGCCUGGGAUGCUUGAGCAUGAAAGCCUGCAGGGAAUCUCCAGCAUGAAGCCCACGGGAUUCCGCAAGCGUUCUUCCAGCACCUACGAGGACACAGAGGCCUACACCAUCUCCUCUAUCUUACAGCAGCUCAGCUACUUCCACUCCACCAUGAGCCAGCAUGGAACGGACCCUGAGCUCAUCAAGCAGGUGGUCAAGCAGCAGUUCUUUCUUGUGGGGGCGUCCACGCUCAACAAUAUCCUGCUGCGCAAGGACAUGUGCUCCUGCAGGAAGGGCAUGCAGAUCAGGUGUAACAUUAGUUAUCUGGAGGAGUGGCUAAAGGAGAAAGAUUUGCAGCACUCCAACGCCAUGGACACCAUGGAGCCACUGUCCCAGGUUGCCUGGCUUCUCCAGGUCAACAAGUCCACCGAUGAGGAUGCCAAGGAAAUCUCCACAAAGUGUACUGAGCUCAACGCUGUGCAGAUUAUCAAGAUUUUGAACUCUUACACACCCAUAGAUGAUUUUGAGAAAAGAGUGUCACCGUCUUUCGUUCGGAAGGUUCAGUCAUUACUACAGGGUCGUGGAGGAUCCACACAGCUGAUGCUGGAUGCUCAGUACCACUUCCAGGUCACCUUCCCAUUUAGCCCCUCCCCUCAAGCCCUGGAACUGGUCCAGGUUCCCAGCAGCCUCAAACUGGGCUUCCUCACCAAGAUCUGAUAUCCACACUCACCCACCCAUUAAUCAGUCAGUGCUGGGCUCAUUUUAAAGCUAAGUGUUUGGUCCUAAAUCAUGGAUUAGCAAUACAUAUUUCUGUAUAUAAAGUGAUCAGAUGUAUGGAGGAUGUCUUUGUAAAAAUCAUAAUUGUUUUUAAAUCUAAUGUAAAAUGUUUUACAAAAAUGCAUUGAGAGAUGUUCAUGCUUCACUGCCUUUAAGUGCUGAUCAGUCAGUGUUAAUUUCACUCCAGAUUGUUUUUACUUAUCAUUAGUAAUUUUGUAAGGAUGAAUUAUAAUUGUGUACUCUGUGAUUGAGAUGGAGGGGAUCAUGAUCACGAUCAUCACUGUCUUUGUUAGAAUUGUAAACAAUUUGAUUUCCAGGACUGUGACAUAGAAUUAAAAAAGGAUUGUGGUGUCCUUUUUUAAUUCUGUGUAUACAAAAUGCAUCAACCUUCCCUGUGUAAUACUGUAGGAAGUUUUCAUUGUCAUAUGGUUGCACAUGUGAACAUUCAAAUGUAAUAUUCACAACAACUAAGGUCAAAUCUCUUCCUGUAUUGCUAGUCACAACAUUCUCUUUCUUUUAACAUUGAAUAACUGUGUGAACAUGUUUCAGAUAUAGUUUAAAACCCCACUAACACACUGAAAGUAUUCUAAUGUACAGCGUGGCAAUGUAUAAACUACAUACAGUAGAUGUAAAUAUUAGAUGUAUAGACUAUUCAUAAAAAAUAAAAAAAUGAUCCAAAUAUUUUAAUAUAAUGUUUCAAUAACCUUUAGUUGUAUCUUUUGUUACACCGUAACUAAAAUAACAUUUCAUCUCAAAGCGUUCAUUUAUAUUUAAAUAUCUUAAAUUGUUUGUUGAUUCUGUGAAGUCAUAUAAUUUCCUGUCAUCUUUGAUGUGAUUGAUACCAUGUUGUUUUAGCGAUGCGUUGCACUUCUGUUCAUUUACUCCGUUUAUGUAACCCCAAAUAGUCACAGUCUCAAUAUCUCGGCAUUUGAAAUGAAGUACAGUAUUUAAAGUCAAAGGCUGAAACAAAAGUAUGCUCGACAUUUUAUAGUUCUUAUGAGAAGAUGCUAUUUUUGUCAGUUGACCCUAUAACCUACACUAAUGCCAAGGCAAUGCAAAAACUUUAAUGCUUCUCUAAGUAGCUUACAGUUUCAGUACCACAGGUUCAAUCUGCUUUCCCUGUCAGACACAGCACAGGCUUCUGUGAGUGUAGGUCCACUAAAGCAUCUUCUAAGGUAUGGGCUUUAUUUUACUUUUGUUUAAUGUAUGGGUCUGUCUGGAUUGAAUUGUAAUGCUGUUAUUGAGGCUUCCAUUUAAUGUGUGACACUUGACGAUGAAGGUUGAGAUUAGUCUGUUUGAUAGCUAGAUAUAACGCAAGACUUGUUUACUUUCUUGAGAAAUGUGUGAAUGUGUUUCAGUUCAUUUUAAUUCACUUUAAGAUUUUUGUCCAGCUAAAGUAAAUCCACUGAGAUGCAUGUACUGCAUAGAGCUGGCUGUAGAAACAGGCCUGUUCAACAUCUGUUUAGGCUGUCAAGACAGUGUUCAUAGAAUAAAGCA
Messenger RNA from Anguilla anguilla (European eel), 6984 nucleotides. It is a transcript of the gene myo5c, whose product is annotated as myosin VC. Gene Ontology annotation, biological process: vesicle transport along actin filament; actin filament organization. The record is from RefSeq and is a predicted model, not a curated record. Gene Ontology annotation, molecular function: actin filament binding; ATP binding; microfilament motor activity. Gene Ontology annotation, cellular component: vesicle; cytoplasm; myosin complex. The transcript is spliced from 41 exons. Bases 205 to 5427 code for a protein of 1740 amino acids. NCBI's taxonomy places the organism in Eukaryota, Metazoa, Chordata, Actinopteri, Anguilliformes, Anguillidae.